CUCAUUUCCAAACCAAACGGGAGUAAUAAGGUUUAUACCUUGACUAUCCAGUCGGCCGCGUAUUUUAUAAAAUGUAAAAUGCCAAACGGAUGCCAGAAAUGUUGGGAAGAAUUCAAAGGAUGGCUAAAGGCCUUUACGCCCGUAGAAACCUUUUUGACUAUACUAGAAGCUUUACUGUUAGUGAUACUCAUAGUGUUUAUAAUAUUUUUAAUUCUUCAUUUUCUUUCGUGUCGCGGGGAACUUGAGAGUCAGGCUUCAACCUCGACCGCGGCCACGGCCUUUCAUAUAUCAACGGUGACUCCUAGGUAUUCGACAAGGAGACUGACUGCGAUUAGUAGGGACACUACUGGGAGGAAAACUCGGCCAACCUGCACUUAUACUAAGGAGCAAAACAGUACACUAGCUACGCCGUCUACGAACGAAAUUACCGCCAGUUCAAGUCCAUACACAACCGACGUACCAACCUACGAGACGCCGACCCACCCCGACCAGAUCGUCCCGAUCCAGUCGGACGGCGAGCUCGCCGUCGAGGACGAGAGACGUCACGUGAUGGCCUUAGUGAAGAUCAAGCCGAGCGGUGUGACGUUCGGGUGCAUCCUGACGGUGGUGGCGGAGCGGUGGGUGGUCACCGCUGCUAGCUGCUUGGAUUCUAUUGAAGAGGUCGACUCGCUGGAUAACUUCGUCAUAAUGGACAACUACGAUGCCUUAAACAAGGGUCUAUCUCACGCCGUGUCCGACGUGCGCGUACAUCCUCUCUACGAAGGCGGCAACAAGUCGUACGAUCUGGCGCUGCUGCAGAGCGAGGACGGGCUGGGUAGACCACCGGUCAAGAUGGCGUCGCUUUUGGAUUACUUCAAGCUGCCUAUGGGGGAGGCGGUGAAUAUAUUGGGCUUUGGGAGGUUUAGAACAAUAGACCAGAGCGUACCACAGCAAGUCCACUUCGCCGUCGUCCACAUCCUCCCCUCCACGCACUGCCUCCCCCCGGACUCCCUGGAGCGCCACCUGAUCCCCCUGGAGCCCGUAGCCCACGGGCGCUGUGGGCUGGCGCCGCUGUGUAUCGGCGUGCUGCACGCGCGCGGCUCGCCGUGCAACUACUGCGCGGGCGCGCCGCUGCUGCGCGCGGGCACGCUGCUCGGCAUCAUGGCCGACAACGAGCAGUGCGGUGCGGCGUGCGAGCCGGCGCUCUACGCCAACGUGGCCGCGCAGCAACAAUGGAUCCACACUAGUGCUAGUUAGCUGUUUAUGUAUCUAAGUUAGAUACGAUAUCAAUAAAACACAUUUCAAUUAC
This is a messenger RNA of Cydia pomonella (codling moth), 1288 nucleotides long. RefSeq names its product trypsin 3A1-like. Gene Ontology annotation, biological process: proteolysis. The coding region runs from base 79 to 1236 and encodes 385 amino acids. Gene Ontology annotation, molecular function: serine-type endopeptidase activity. The record is from RefSeq and is a predicted model, not a curated record. NCBI's taxonomy places the organism in Eukaryota, Metazoa, Arthropoda, Insecta, Lepidoptera, Tortricidae. The transcript is spliced from 4 exons.